Phytomonas sp. EM1 is the source of this 2169-nucleotide messenger RNA. The record is from the annotation of a GenBank genome assembly. Lineage: Eukaryota; Euglenozoa; Kinetoplastea; Trypanosomatida; Trypanosomatidae.
GUAAGGAGUGGAUGGUCAUUUAAAUCAACACCAAAUGGCUGAUUUAUUUAGUUUGCAAGAAAUUACAAAUCUCAGAGAAGUAUUUUCAUCAUAUGAUACAGAUGGUGAUGGAAAUAUCACCGCAGAGGAUUUAGGUCGUAUUUUUGCCUCAAUGGGGCAAUAUGUAAGCCCUCAAAAAAUUGCGCAAAAUUUAGUCGAUGCGGACGCUGAUUCGAAUGGUAUGAUCGAUUUUCCUGAAUUUUUGACUCUUGUAGCGGCUCAUCUUAAUGACCCUGAGGAAAAAGAGCUUCGAUUGAAGCGAGUAUUUAAGCUUUAUGAUUUAGGUAACACCGGUUACAUAUCAGCCACCAAUUUAAGACUUGUGAUGGAACGUUUAGGCUGUCCUUUAAAAUCUGAGGAGGCAUUCGAGAUGAUUAAUGAGGCGGAUACAGAUGGUGAUGGGAAAUUAAAUUUCGAAGACUUCAAGCGGAUUGCUGCUGACGAAUGGAAUUUCUAGAUAAAUAUCUAAAUAUACUACUGCUCGCUUCUUGUUCCAACCUGAAUUAUUUAUGUAUAUUGUUUUGUAUAUACGCGCAUUCAAUGAUGUGCUGCAAUCUAUUUCCCACGAUAAUUCCCCCCCCCCCAAAAAACUGUUUCGGCAAACUGGUAUUUAUGCUCAAAAAAAUAUGUAUGCUAUGGAUCUUUUUUUUGUUAUUAUUUAAUUUCAUUUUAAUUUUGAAAAAAAUUCUCAUAAUAGGAAUAUUUAUUUCAAUAAGGCUUUUCACAUGUAAGGAACUCAUUUCUGAUAGAGCCCCAUUUUCUUUACCCUCAUAUCAUCUGAGGAAGACUAUGAACCUAGUUUGAUCGACCUCAAUAUGCCUUUGUUGUUGUUGUUCUGCUUAAAAUCAACUUAGAGGGCAUAUGGGCAUACAUCAGCUUUAAUAUUGAACUCGUUUCUAAUUUGCCAACGAUGAAUUCAUUGAGCGAGACACAUUCAAUUUACACCGUGGGUAACCCGGCUAAUAUUCCACACAUGCGUCUUGUGUGUUCAGUGCUAGUAAAUCUGGCCGCCAAGUAGGAGGAAGUAAAGGAUUAAUGCACGUUAUCCUGAUGCGAUUUCCAUCUAUUUAUCUUACCAAAUUCCCUUUUUAGGGUGAAAAAUAUAGCUCAAAUUAACAAGAGAUCACAUUGAUAAAAGGAUGAUGCGCAGCUUGUAUCGUAAGAAUAUUAUUCAUAUCUAUCUGAAGGGCUGAACAUAGUUGUCAUUUCGUGAUUGGUUUGUGAAUUUUUUUCAAUAAUAACUUUUUUCCGGUAAGAUAGAAUCCCCGCGUAAUGGAUGUCCUCACGCGAAUAACGUGAUGUGACCACUUGAGGGGGGAUAACUCCUAAAUUUCCACCUUGAGUAGGUUGUGGUGGCGAUUAGUUUUGCCGAACUUUUUAUUUGUGAAAGGGCUAGGGUCAUUGGGAUUAAAACACAAAGUAGUCUCUGUCUAAAGCAGGUCUAAAUGAAUAUGAUCAUGAGCCGUGCCGGAAGACUAACCCCAUUGCUUCUCGAUUCACUCAGGAUAUUCGUAAGCAUUAGUUGAGGAAAUUUGAAAACUUUGCUCUACAGUUACACGUUAUCUUUGAAACCUAAUAGCUAGUUAUUCAUGAAGGCAUUGCCAUAGAACUUGUGAGUAGACGAACAGUUGGAUCGCCAAUAGUUGUCUAUUUCUAUUUGUGGGAGUGGAUCCUAACUUAGACUAUCUAAGAUAGCAGUUGACUGAAAUAAGGUAAGCGUGAGACUUGUGAUGCGUGGGCGCCAUUUGACCAAAGCUUUGAUUUUUUUAUCUAUUCCAUUUCUCUAUUAUUAAAAGGGCUCAAAAUCCUUCAGCCCGGGAACAUUUUGAAAAAAUUAUCAUUUAUCAUGACAGGUAGGUGUACACAUCAAUAGUAUCCUAUUAUUGAUCUUAAUGGGACAUUCUAUUUUUCACUUGAAUAUUUAAUUUAAUGGAUUUUUAUUUGUUUUUAUUAUUUAGAGGGUGUAAUACAUCAAACUGAAGACUAUAUAAUAUAGAAAAUAUAUGUGCAUAUAAUUAAAUGCAAAUAUAUCGUGUGACGGUUGCAGAAAGGAGUGACAAACAUUAUCAUCCUUGGAUUCACAUCCAGCACUGGAACUGGUAAACUUCUGAUUUUCAUUAAAAUCAACAU